ACAAUUGCUCUUGGAAUUUGAAACAGCGGCAUGUGCCAACAAGAGAUGUUCCGUCUUGUCCCACCUCAGCACUCAAGAAAUGGCGGCGUUGGCGCAUUUGAAUAGUGUGGAAGAAGCUGAGGGUCCUUUUGGUCCCUCUAAUGUCACAAGUAAAGCUAUGAAUGGACAUACCAAUGGACAAAAUGGAGACUUUAAACUCUCCAAUGAGGAGACCAAGAACAUGAUCUUCCAAAUAUCUGGAUUCUCCAACAAGCUGGAGACGAUUCUAUUGGCACUAUUGAGGGAUCAAGAUGUACUCAAGAAUGAGUUGAAGUCCGAGAUCCUGGAACGAGAAACGCAGUCCAAGGAAUGGCGAGAUCAAGUUGAACUCGAGAAAGAUGAGCGGAAGAAAGAAGAUAUGGCACUCAAGGAACUCAUUGGCGAGCAAAACAAUAAAGUGACAGAAGCCGUGAAUGGCCUGAAAGGUGAUCUAAAAGACUCUCUAAGGGAAUUCCAAGAGAAACAAGACGAGUCUCUUGGGAGGGUGCACAAUGAGCUCGAUUCAGUGAGAAGUGAUGUGGAGGGUAAGCUCCUGGAACAAGAACGAAACUUGCAGAAGAAACUGGACGAGGAAUGCGACAGAAUGGAUAAGGGUGUCAAAGAUGUGGAGAACACUCUUCGCGAUGAAAUUGGAACCAUGAAAACGGAUCUGGUCAACGGAACUGCCGAUCUUGAAGAUAGGCUUAACGAGGAACGGAAUAUACGCGAAAGACAAUACAAUGAGGUCAAGAUGGGUUUGGAGGAGGAGAAAAUGCUCCGCGCUCAAGACAACGAGAUCUUGAAGUCCAAUCUGAAAGAGGGCAUCCAAGAGAUGAAGGAUGGAGUUGCUCAACAGAAAGUUGAUCUUGACAAGGUUUUGGAAGAGGACCGCGAAGAUCGGAACAAGCAAUGCGACGACUUGAUCGGCAGAUUGGACAAGGAAAAACGGGAAAGAGUGGCCCAGAUCAGUGAUCUCCAAGGCAAGGUAGACGAAGACCUCGAAAAAGUCAUCGGUCGGGUCAGCGACAAAGUACAGGAAGUACGAGAAGACAUUGAAAAGAAAGUCAAAGCCAACCAGGACCUCUUUGAAAAGAUUCAAACGGAUUUUGAUGCACUAAAUUCAGCUACCAAAGAACGGGUCAAAGCAGCCAAAGAAGAUAUGAUGAAGCAAAUUCGCGAUGAAAAAGAUGAUCGAAACCAAGCAUUGGAAACCUUGGCCAAGCAUAUGGAGGAUGACAAAUCCUCAUUGAAGGACCAAAUUAGUACCGAAGUGGCUUCUUUGAAGGAGCAGAUUGAUCAAUCGAACGAGGCCAGAAAGACUGAAGUGGUUGAGUUGGAAGAUCGCUUGGGUGACAUCUUCAAAUCCUUGUGCGACAAGGUCAAGUGUGAAAUGGAUUCCAACAAACUUACGAUGGAAACAAUGAUUGAAAAAGAGGUUGAAGAUCGGAAGUCGGGCGAGUCCGAAAUAUGGGACAAGCUUGGGCAAAUGGGAAAGGACGUGCUAAACCAAGUGGAAGAGGAACUUGCCAAAAGUGAAAAGAAAAAUGAUGAGUUGAGUCAGAAGCUAUCGAAGCUCGAAACUGACAGCCACACAAAUAUUCAGGGCCUCAAGAAUACAAUAGAAAAAGAGUCGGAAGCACGCGAGUCUCUGGGUAAUCUCCUCAAUGACAACAUGACGAACAAAGUGGCAGCCUGCCAAUCACAAAUCCAAGAUCUGGAGCAACUUCUGAAUCUAGAAAAUGAAAAGCGCAAAAGCGAAGCCGAUGCUCUCAAAUCCAAAAUGGAUCAAGAAAAAGCGCAACUUCAGGAGUAUAUCAACAAGGAUAGUGCUGAGAUGAAAGAAAAACUCGAACAGGAAAGUGAGGCCUUGAGACGACGGUUUGAGGACGAGAACCAAGCCAUGAAAAACAAACUAGAAAAUGACAAUGAAGAGAGACGUAAAGACAAUGACAACCUCAAAAAACAACUUGAAGAGGAGAACAAGCUCCUUCUGUCCAAAUUAGAGGAGGAAAGCCAACUUAUGACGGAAAAGUUGUCCAAACAAGGUGACGACGUCCUAGACAGGAUUGAGAAGGAAAAUAGUGCCCGAAAAGCCGAAUCACUCAAGAUUCAGGAGAGCCUUGACAAGGACAAGCAAGACCUGAAACAAUCCAUGGCCCGAGAAGCAGAGGAUUUGAGAAACAAAUUGGAGGCUGAUAAAGUUGCCUUGGCAGCAAAAAUGGAGGAUGAAGCCAAAGUGCUCAAAGAAAAACUCGAGCGAGAAAAGGAGGAGUCCAGGAAGGAACAAGAGAGACUCCAACAAGAAUUGAGCAAAGGAACCGAAAGUCUGGCUGACAAACUCCAACGCGAAAACGAGGUCAUUCAAAGCAAGUUGGUCCGUGAUGCCGAAGAGCGGAAGAAACGUGAGGAACAAAUGAAGGAGGAAAUGGAGAGGCAAAAAGAGGGCAGCAAAAAUGAAUUCAUUGAACUCUUUGAGCGCAUGAAACACGAACUGGACGAUUGCAAACGUGACAAUGAAGAGCUAUCAAAAUUAAUCGCCAAUGAGAAUGAAAAGCGAAGAAAAGAGGCCGAACUUCUCAAAACUAGGAUGGAGAAAGAACGCCAAGAACUCAAGGACUACAUCGAACAAGAUAAUCAGAAUCUCAAGGACUUAGUCAACCAAGAGGCCCAAGAUCUCCUCAAAAAACUCGAGGAUGAAACCAAGCAAGUCAAGGCCAAACUAGACGAAGACAACUUCAAGCAACGGGAAGAGGCCAAUCAACUCAAAUCCGCCUUGGACAAGGAACGAGAGCUUCUGGCUGACAAAUUGGCCAAGGUGGAUGCUGAUCUCCAAAGGCGAAUCCAAGAGGAAUCUCAACAAAUUGCCGGAAAGUUCGGCAAGGACAGCGCCGAGCUGAGGGAGCAAACUACGAAGCUGAGAGAAAGGCUCGAGAGAGAAAAGGCCGACCUUGAAAAGCGACUCCAAGAUGAGAACAACGAUCUCCACAACAAGCUUUUGGAAGAGUCCGAGCGUCUCGAGAAGAAGAAGGCCGAUUUGGAGAAGAAACUUGCUGAUGAGCGGAACACACUUGCCUCAAAAAUGGAAGAGGAUGCUCGGCAACAUCUACAGGAACGCCAAAGUAUGGAGGAUAAAUUCUCUGCCCAAGAGGCUCAGAAGAACGAGAUUCUGCAGUUGUACGAAAAGAUGAAGACCGAGAAUGACGCCCGGAAACGCGAAAACGAUGAAUUGAGGAACCUUAUCAACAAAGAAAAGGAUGAAUUGAGCGUUUCGUUUUCUCGCGGAACCUCGCAAGUUCGCGAUAUCCUGGACAAGGAAAUGGCCAACCAUCAAAAGCAAUUGGAGCAACGGGGUAUGGAAUUGGAAGUAGUUCAAAAAGAAGUGGAACGACUCAAGAACGACGAAGAUCGAGAAAUGGUGGUCUUGAGAGAGACCAUUUCCAAAAUGGAGCGUUUGCUCAAUCUCCCAUUAUCUGUGUACUUUAACGCCAUCCGAGAAGGCCCGUACAUCGGAGGAGGCGAGGAGUUCUUGACCUUCACCGAGUGCACCAUCAACGCAGGGAGUGCCAUGGACCCCAAAUCCGGCAUAUUCACCGCUCCAGUCACCGGAGCCUACCUCCUCUCAGUUCACGUGUGUUCCCACGAUAUGAAAAAGGUUCUGAUCGCCAUCAAACGGAAUGGAACCGAAAUUGGAAGUCUCUACGAUCAGAACCACGUCGAUAACCACAAAAACUCCAUGGUUGGCCAGACUGUGAUCACGGACCUGGUCCAAGGCGACAAAGUCCAAUUGUAUAUGUACACAUUUACCGGACUCUUGGACAAGCCGGCCAACCAUAUGACCCAGUUCUGUGGAAUCCUCAUGAAGCCAUGCGGAACCUUAAUGUCCACGGGGAUGGCCGAUCCCGUUGGACAAGUGACCAGUCCAGCCAGACCUCGUCGAAGGCUCAUCAUGUCCACUGAGCAGGACAAAAAGAAAACACCGGCAACACGCUCGCAGUUGUAAAACCGAUGUCUUUGUAGUUCUAAAUCAAAGGAUAUCUGUGCAAUAUGAAAAGACUCGACAAUUUAUUUAUAUUUCUCAACCUCUGUUCGUUUUUACCAUGGAAUACUUGUUAUUGACCAUUAAAUUUGUAUCUGAGCCGA
Messenger RNA from Tigriopus californicus, 4158 nucleotides. RefSeq names its product golgin subfamily A member 6-like protein 22. The record is from RefSeq and is a predicted model, not a curated record. Bases 80 to 4018 code for a protein of 1312 amino acids. NCBI's taxonomy places the organism in Eukaryota, Metazoa, Arthropoda, Copepoda, Harpacticoida, Harpacticidae. Gene Ontology annotation, molecular function: protein binding. The transcript has 4 exons.